CGACCAUCCAGCUUCGGUCUAGUCAUAUCCACACGCUAUAUUCUACUAGAACUAUUCAUAUCUCUUAUCAUUUUGAUUGUCUUCCCUGAAAGGGCCAAUACACACGCGGAAUCAUGGUCUUCGGCAAGUCGAAGGAAUCCACCCCAACGGGAACUCCGUUAGAGCAAGAGCCGACAGAAGACGCCGCUGUUCCUCCAGCCCAAAAGUCGAGCUGGACAUCUUUUGUAAAGCAGGUCGCCUCUUUCUCUGGAGAUCUCUCGAGCCUCACCGCACCACCCUUCAUCCUCUCCCCAGUAUCUCUAACCGAGUUUCCAGCAUACUGGGGUGAGCGGCCUGAGUUAUUCUCGUCUAUCUCGGACGGCGUCGACGAGGAGGAUCGGUCUGUGCGAGUAUUGAAAUGGUUCAUUGCGACGCUCAAGGGGCAAUAUACGUCACGUAAUGAGAAGAUGGGGUCUGAAAAGAAGCCACUUAACCCUGUCCUUGGCGAACUCUUCUUCGGCGAAUGGCCCGAGACAUCCACCCGGGGGAAGACGUCCCUCACCGUCGAGCAAGUCUCUCAUCAUCCACCGGUGACUGCGUACCGUAUGUACAACGCCAAGGCCGGUGUCGAGCUGGUUGGGUUUUCCGGACAGAAGACAAGCUUCUCUAGUGGAAGCAUCAUCGUCAAGCAGACUGGACACGCGGUCUUGACCAUUCAUGGACUGCCAGAGGGGAAGGAGCAGUAUCUUAUCACCUUGCCUCGGUUGAGGAUCGACGGUAUCUGGUACGGGAGUCCGUACAUAGAACUCAGUGAUUCUAGUUUCAUUCAAUGCGACAACGGCUGGUUCAGCUCAAUCGAGUACAAGGGGAAGGGGUAUUUCUCCGGUAAGCCCCAUACUUUCAAGGCAACACUCCUUCCACCCGAGAACCACCCCCAACCUUCCGAGCACACGCACAUCAUGGAAGGGACGUGGCACGAGACAUCCACAUAUAGCAAGACGUCUGGUUUCCAGCCCGAGCUGAUCGGGACACCCUACUUCACCGAUGUCCGAGGACCGAAGGAGGAGAUCAGUGUGAAACCGGAAAGUGAGCAGGGAGAGUGGGAGAGCCGCAGGCUAUGGAAGAAGGUUGCCGAUGGCAUUAAGAAUGGAGAUUAUGAUGUUGCCAGCAGAGAGAAGACCAAGAUUGAGAACUCACAGCGCCAGAUGCGGAAAGACGAGAUUGCCGCGGGCACUAGAUGGGAGCUCAAGUACUUCGAAAAGAUACCAGAGGACGAACUAUACGAGCGCCUCGCGGCGAUGUACGAUGGCCAACCGCCGACGGAAGAAAUGUACAUCUACAAGGGGCCUGAUGCGCUGAAGGAUUAGGAAUGUCCUGCGAUGCGAUAUGAUGUUCCGCACGCACGCAUGGGUGGAGGGCCCCCACGGGAUCCGGGUCGUGACUUGGCCGGAAACGUACGCUGAGGUAUGUGGCCCUGUGUGGUAAGGCUUCGAUGGGCAUUACGAAUGUACGGCCACGGCCCGCUUACCUGCUGUAUUGUUACCCUUUUGUCUGGAAAAAAGACAGUCAUCUAAAUAUACAUGCGUGGAAGCC
Molecule: messenger RNA, 1572 nt
Organism: Dacryopinax primogenitus
Lineage: Eukaryota; Fungi; Basidiomycota; Dacrymycetes; Dacrymycetales; Dacrymycetaceae
Product: Oxysterol-binding protein
Exons: 9
Coding region: 114-1346 (410 amino acids)
Biological process (GO): exocytosis; maintenance of cell polarity; piecemeal microautophagy of the nucleus
Cellular component (GO): intracellular membrane-bounded organelle; membrane; cytosol
Molecular function (GO): oxysterol binding
Source: RefSeq, a predicted model, not a curated record